AUGAGUGAAAUGUUCGGUGCUAAAGGUAUGGGCAAGGUAAACGAAGGUGCUGAGGAAGAUGUUAGAAUUCAAGGUUACGACCCAUUGGCCUCUCCAGCUCUUCUUCAGGUGCAAAUCCCAGCUACACCAACUUCUUUAGAAACUGCCAAGAGAGGUAGAAGGGAAGCUAUAGAUAUCAUCACCGGCAAGGACGACAGGGUUCUUGUUAUUGUCGGGCCCUGCUCUAUUCACGAUUUAGAAGCUGCUCAAGAGUAUGCUCUAAAACUAAAGAAAUUAUCCGAUGAAUUAAAGGGUGAUUUGUCUGUCAUCAUGAGAGCAUACCUAGAAAAGCCAAGAACCACCGUUGGCUGGAAAGGUCUUAUCAAUGAUCCUGAUGUUAACAACACUUUUAACAUCAACAAGGGUUUGCAAUCCGCCAGACAGUUGUUCGUCAACUUGACAAAUAUAGGUUUGCCAAUUGGUUCUGAAAUGCUGGAUACCAUUUCUCCUCAAUACCUGGCUGAUUUGGUCUCCUUCGGUGCCAUUGGUGCCAGGACUACCGAAUCCCAGUUACACAGAGAAUUGGCCUCUGGUUUAUCUUUCCCAGUCGGUUUCAAGAACGGUACCGAUGGUACUUUGAACGUCGCUGUGGAUGCCUGUCAAGCCGCUGCUCAUUCUCAUCACUUCAUGGGUGUUACCAAGCACGGUGUUGCUGCCAUCACCACCACUAAGGGUAAUGAACACUGUUUCGUCAUCUUGAGAGGUGGUAAGAAAGGUACCAACUACGAUGCCAAAUCCGUUGCCGAGGCCAAGGCUCAAUUGCCUGCCGGUUCUAAUGGUUUAAUGAUCGACUACUCUCACGGUAACUCCAACAAGGACUUCAGAAAUCAACCAAAGGUGAACGACGUCGUCUGCGAACAAAUCGCUAACGGUGAUAACGCUAUCACCGGUGUCAUGAUCGAAUCCAACAUCAACGAAGGCAACCAAGGUAUCCCAGCUGAAGGUAAGUCUGGCUUGAAGUACGGUGUUUCUAUCACCGAUGCUUGUAUAAGUUGGGAAACCACUGAAGAUGUCUUGAGAAAGUUGGCUGCUGCCGUCAGACAAAGAAGAGAAGUUAACAAGAAAUAA
This is a messenger RNA of Saccharomyces kudriavzevii IFO 1802, 1107 nucleotides long. It is a transcript of the gene ARO4, whose product is annotated as 3-deoxy-7-phosphoheptulonate synthase ARO4. The transcript has a single exon. Gene Ontology annotation, biological process: aromatic amino acid biosynthetic process. Gene Ontology annotation, cellular component: cytoplasm. Lineage: Eukaryota; Fungi; Ascomycota; Saccharomycetes; Saccharomycetales; Saccharomycetaceae. The coding region runs from base 1 to 1107 and encodes 368 amino acids. Gene Ontology annotation, molecular function: 3-deoxy-7-phosphoheptulonate synthase activity. The record is from RefSeq and is a predicted model, not a curated record.